CAAUCACAACAACACACACACACACACACAGACAACUAAAAACUAGCUGUGCUACAAAUAAAAUACAUCAACUGUCUAGUUUCAUAAUGGCAACUCAUCAAAGCAUUUCGGUCUGAUAUGAAUGGAUUUUGACAAAACGUAUUGGUUAGAUCAACUACGAGCAAACCGGAAGAGUAUGGCGAGCGUUGGAGUGGGGGAGAACGGGUCGAGUGAGAGUCUCGGACCCAUCCUCGAAGGGACACAGUUGUCGUAUCUUGAACACAGCGCUACAAAGAUACCCGAUCAACUCGGCCAGUGGUAUGGCAAACAGGUCACGAGGCUUGACCUUAGCUUCAAUCACAUCAGCUCGUUACAGGGCCUUGAAAGAUUUGUCAAGCUAGAGGAGUUAGUGUUAGAUCAGAACGAGCUGGAUGAUGCCCUGCGGAUACCUCAUAUGCCAACACUACACACACUGGUACUCAACAAAAACAGAAUCAAAGAUUUAGACAGUUUGAUCGACCAGCUGAAGUUCCAGUGCCCUAAGCUGACCUACCUGAGCCUCCUCGGUAAUGAAGCGUGUCCGAACGAACUGACGGACCUGGAGAAAGAUGAAGACGACUACCAAAGAUACAGAUACUACGUUAUCUACAAAUUGUCAGGGUUACGCUUCCUGGACUCGAGGCAAGUUUCCCAGAAGGAGAAGAAAGAGGCAGCUAGAGUAGGCUCCUACAUGAGGGUUGUUAAAGUCACUGCGGAACCGGACCAAGCAAAACAAGCAGACUCGCCUGAUGGACGUCCACCAUAUAACCCCCUCCCUGAAAUUGCCAGAGAAACAGAACAGCAUCAAGGAACUUUUGGAAAGUGUCGCUAUGUGUACUACGGUCGCCAUUCAGAAGGUAAUAGGUUUAUUCGCAAUACCGAUCUGUGAGAGGAACCAUUAAUCAGGAUUAAUUUUGCUGUAGACAGAAGCUCUACCUUCCCUUCAAACUUCAAUAUCAUCUUCUUUUUCUUGGUAUUUACUGGUUUCUGUCGUUUACUUUUUAGUUUAUUUGAAGUAUUCCAAUAGCGGAGUUCUAUUUGUUCCUAGUUCAUUUAAUCUAGAGAUGUAUACAUAGAUGCUUUGAAAGCACCUUAGCUCGCAGGAGUUUUCUUCUAAUGGGAUACCAUGUCAGAUUCAUUGUGUGUAAAUGGUUCCCUGCCUAUUUUUUUCAACGUGACGCCACAUGGCAAGACCAGGCACUUCGCAGAUACAGUGAAAUGGUGGGUCACUGUAGUAGUGUGGUUAGACUGCAUGACUUGCAAUCACAAGGUUGUGAGUGCGAAUCCCCCAAGCUAACCACUGAUUUCACAAUGACUAGAAUAAGUGUUGUUGUCUAGUAACUGAAUCACAAUUUCUUGAUUUGUGCAAUUCAUAGCCAUUGACGUUAAACCAAUAUUGUUUGAGUUGAGAGAGAUUGGCUGUCGCCAGCUCUGUGUUUACAUCCCCUCACACCGAAUUCGAGGUAUGAAGUGCUUGGUUUGGGCUUGGAGUGUCACAAUAUUCCCUGUAGAUUGGACAGAGGUUAAUGUAUUUAAUGCUGUGUCGGAUCAGAAGUCUUGACAAUUUAUAAUCAUCUUUUACAUCUUGUCGACUUGACCCUCCUAAUGUUUAACAACUUUAGAGCUUAAACUCGGUUCCCUAGUUGACUUUCACAAUUGACCAUACAUUUCGUGAGCGUUUUAUGGUUUUUCUUUGCAUCACAAUUUCAGGCUCAUCUUAUUUUAACUGUGUGUAUGUUGUAUUCUGGCAUCAGUUAGGAUAUACACAAAAGUAACAACAAUGAACAAAAAAAGGUUUGCUUACUUGUUUUUGCAUCACGUGAAUUCGGUUGACAGAAAAAUAAUUAAAAUACACAUUUAAAAAGGCGAAUGAGAUGGUGCUAAUAAAGCCAGCAGAGGGCACCGAUAUUUUUUUAAUUAAUAAUAUAAAAUAUCUUAUUUAUCCAAGAAAUGAUGCCGGUUAAUUUUUAAAAAUUCAAUCAAUUUGAAAACAAAUUGCUGUCAUUGACACAGGGAAAUAACAAAAAUAACUCGUAGUAAAAGUAACAGUUUAUGUAAUAUGUAAGAAGAGAAUGCAAUUGAUUUAGUGAUAUGACUAAUUUAUAAUAAUGAUAUUUUGAUACUAAUUUUGAUAUGAAUAAUGUCUGUAUGCUUAUUUAUGAAAGGGCAAGGGCACCAAGGCAUUUUCUCCUUAAGAAAAAAGGCACCCUGUGAGUAAAUUGUAAGUUUCUACUGAAGCAUUUCAAGGGCACCAAGGCAAUCGCCUUCAUUGCCUCCAUGAAGUAUCAGGCCUGAAAUUUAGAAACUUGGUUCAUUUUAUGAAUUUUUUGUAUUGCGCUAUUACUUUGUAGUUUAUGCUGAGGUGGUUGUCAGAUGGAUUCAGCAAAUUGUAAAGCAAGUGGAAAUCUGUAUAUAUUGCAGUCAUACAAAGUCAUAUUAACACUUGUUUCAUAUUCUCUUAAAACUGCUCCAACAUUGCUGGGUUGCUGGCAGCGCAAAGUUUGGUUUACAAAUUAAUGGGAAAAAUCUUGUUUAAAAAAGAAAUUAUGCAAAUAAAGUGUCUCGUUCAAUAAUUUAAACAAUUUCUUUUGACGGGAGGUCAAUUUCUUUGUCGGUGCUUAAAAGGUAUACUGUACAUGUUUAUCGUUUACUGUUUUUCUUAGUUCAAUUGCCAUUCAAUUAAUUGAACAACAAAUAAUGUAAAACUAAUUAUAUUUGAAGUUGAAUAACACUUCAAGCAGAACUGUU
Asterias rubens (European starfish) is the source of this 2766-nucleotide messenger RNA. RefSeq names its product leucine-rich melanocyte differentiation-associated protein-like. Gene Ontology annotation, molecular function: protein binding. The record is from RefSeq and is a predicted model, not a curated record. Lineage: Eukaryota; Metazoa; Echinodermata; Asteroidea; Forcipulatida; Asteriidae. Gene Ontology annotation, biological process: melanocyte differentiation. Bases 122 to 907 code for a protein of 261 amino acids. The transcript has 7 exons.